AUGGCAACAGCAACUGUAGCUGGAGUGAACCUCUCAACCCCAAGAGUGUUGGCCAAAGCAACCGAGACACCAAAGGCUUUCCAGCCAGCAUGGCUCAGCAACCCCUGGAGAAGGUCUGGUGGCCAGCAGCAAUUGGGCGGUGGCCGCAUGACCAUGAUAAGGCCAGUGAGCGCAGCCCCAGAUAAAAUAUCGGAGAAGGUGGCUGAAAGCAUCAAGAGUGCAGAGGAGACUUGCUCAGACGACCCAGCAAGCGGGGAGUGCGUGGCAGCAUGGGACGAGGUUGAGGAGCUGAGUGCUGCGGCCAGCCAUGCCCGCGACAACAAGAAAACUUCCGACCCGUUGGAGACUUUCUGCAAGGACAACCCCGAAACAGACGAGUGCCGUACUUACGACAACUGA
Molecule: messenger RNA, 399 nt
Organism: Prunus armeniaca (apricot)
Lineage: Eukaryota; Viridiplantae; Streptophyta; Magnoliopsida; Rosales; Rosaceae
Source: the annotation of a GenBank genome assembly